Enterobius vermicularis (human pinworm) is the source of this 630-nucleotide messenger RNA. The record is from the annotation of a GenBank genome assembly. Lineage: Eukaryota; Metazoa; Nematoda; Chromadorea; Rhabditida; Oxyuridae.
AUGGCUUCGGAUUUCGGGAAUCCGCUGAAGAAGUUUAAGCUGGUUUUUCUUGGCGAACAAAGCGUUGGGAAAACAUCUUUAAUAACUCGUUUCAUGUACGACAGUUUUGAUAAUACAUAUCAGGCUACAAUUGGUAUCGAUUUCCUGAGUAAAACUAUGUAUUUAGAGGACAGAACUGUCAGGCUACAGUUAUGGGACACUGCUGGCCAGGAACGAUUUAGAUCAUUGAUACCGUCUUAUAUACGAGAUUCAACAGUAGCUGUGGUUGUAUACGAUAUUACAAAUGCAAACUCAUUUCAUCAGACGUCAAAAUGGAUUGAUGAUGUUAGAACGGAACGAGGCAGUGACGUAAUAAUUAUGCUUGUUGGCAAUAAAACGGACCUUGCGGAUAAACGGUCAGUUUCUACUGAAGAAGGUGAGAGAAAAGCUAAAGAGUUAAAUGUAAUGUUUAUUGAAACCUCCGCGAAAGCUGGAUAUAAUGUAAAACAGCUAUUUCGACGUAUUGCUGGAGCUUUACCUGGAAUAGAGCCUGAACAGAAAGAUAAACAUGAUAGUAAGUUUACUAGACUUUGGACUAUGCUUUCAAUUUCAGAAUUUUUUGUGGCUAACUGGCGUGUAUGUUUUGUUUAA